Molecule: messenger RNA, 1055 nt
Organism: Carassius auratus (goldfish)
Lineage: Eukaryota; Metazoa; Chordata; Actinopteri; Cypriniformes; Cyprinidae
Product: dynactin subunit 5
Exons: 6
Coding region: 86-634 (182 amino acids)
Cellular component (GO): dynactin complex
Source: RefSeq, a predicted model, not a curated record
CCGGAAGCGGAAAUAGCGAGGGAGCGGUUGACAGUUGCUGGUCAACUGAAGUAGUUCGCCAGCAAAACAAUAAAAUUGUGCAGAGAUGGAGCUGAGUGAAAUAUUAUACAACAAGGCUGAAUACAUCGAAACGGCAUCAGGCAACAAAGUCAGCAGACAAUCGGUUCUCUGCGGCAGUCAGAACAUUGUUCUCAAUGGAAAAACUAUCGUGAUGAAUGACUGUAUCAUCAGAGGAGAUCUCGCUAAUGUCAGAGUUGGGCGCCACUGUGUCAUUAAAAGUCGCAGUGUGAUCAGACCUCCUUUCAAGAAAUUUAGCAAAGGCGUGGCUUUCUUCCCCUUGCAUAUUGGGGAUCAUGUGUUCAUAGAGGAGGACUGUGUGGUCAACGCUGCACAGAUAGGAUCAUACGUCCACAUUGGCAAGAAUUGUGUGAUUGGUCGGCGCUGUGUGUUGAAGGACUGCUGUAAGAUACUGGAUAAUACUGUCCUUCCCCCAGAGACAGUAGUUCCUCCAUUUACUGUAUUCUCAGGCUGUCCAGGUUUGUUUUCAGGAGAGCUACCUGAAUGUACGCAGGAACUGAUGAUCGACGUUACCAAGAGUUACUACCAGAAAUUCCUCCCUCUUAGCCAGAUCUAGGACUGAACUUUGAAUAUGGACUAACAUUCCCCAACCAUCUCUUGUAUCUAAGUUACAGAUGCAAAGCUCAAACAACAACAAAAAUGCCAAUAUAAGUUUUGUUCAUAGUUGUGUUCACUUGCAGUAAAAGUCUCUUGCUAUGGUAACAUAGUAUAUGAAACUAUAAAAUAUGUGGUUUGUAUGCAAAACACCAUGAUCUCUCCUUGUUGUCAAGUUAGUGUUUUUAAGAUUUCUGUUGAUGCAUCUCAUAUAAUGUCACUGUACAUUGCAGUCCUGUUGGCGGGGCUGGAAAAAAUCUCAUGACAGUGUUUUACUGUUAGACUGAAGGGCCUUUAUUUAUUCAACUUUGCCAUUUCUGCAACACUAAACAUUUUCUGUUUGUAAAGACAGAUUACAGAUAAUAAAUGCUUUUUUAAAUGUC